Papaver somniferum (opium poppy) is the source of this 1026-nucleotide messenger RNA. Its product is annotated as putative F-box/LRR-repeat protein At3g58880. The transcript has a single exon. Gene Ontology annotation, molecular function: protein binding. The record is from RefSeq and is a predicted model, not a curated record. The coding region runs from base 1 to 1026 and encodes 341 amino acids. NCBI's taxonomy places the organism in Eukaryota, Viridiplantae, Streptophyta, Magnoliopsida, Ranunculales, Papaveraceae.
AUGGAUUUGAUUAAGAGAGAGGAGGAGGAGGAAGUUGAUAGGAUCACCAACUUACCCGACUCACUGAUUCAUCACAUCCUCUCUUCUCUGCACAUCAAGCAUGUUGCUCAAACCAGCGUGUUAUCUAAAAGAUGGAGCUACAUUUGGAUCACUCACCCUAUCCUUGAUUUUCAAGACUCGAAAUGUUCCACAUCUACUUCUUCCGAGUCCGAUGACUCAGAGUGCUUCACACCUACUUCUUCCGACACCAAUACUUCUCCCGAGUCCCAGACCAACGACUUCAUGGAUUUUGUGGAUGGAACAUUGCAUCGUCGGCAUAGUGGGGCAAAUAUACAAAGGUUUGCUAUCACUUGGUCGCAACAUUUGAACAAAUAUCGAGUCAAUUCAUGGAUCACUAGCGUUGUAAGGCAUAACGUUGAACAACUCAGUCUAUGUUUAGAUCAGGGAUCAAAUCCCAUGAUUAUUACCCGCUCUCUUAAUGUCCGCAUUCCUAAUCAUAUCUCUUUUCCAAAACUCAAGUGCCUUGUACUCGAUGGUGUCGAAUUUAGUGAUGAUGAUGAAUACUGGAAUGAAAAUCUCUUUUCCAAUUGCUCGGUCCUCGAAGAUUUCAAUAUACCACGUUGCACUUGGUUCGAUAUUCCAAAUUUUUGUAUUUCAGCCCCUGCACUAAAAAACUUUAAGAUGGAUCUUUGGGAGGACGUACGAGAGGAUGCAGGGUUACGGGGUUGUGCUCUCAAGGUUGAUGCACCAAAUCUAGAGUCUUUUUAUUACGAUGCUAGUAUUGCCAAGGAGUAUGUUCUGACAACCUUUCCUUUGCUUGUUAGAGCAGCGGUCCUAUUUCGCUUUAAGCCAAAAAGAAAGCAAAGGAUUGGUCAUGGUGCAGCUGUAAGUCAGUUUUUUCGAGCCCUUGCGAAUGUAAAACGCCUAAGUGUUUCUGAUGACACCCUAAAGGUAUUCUUGCAUGCUUAUGAAUUCAGAAUAGUUUACGGGUCUUUCUUUUUUUCAUUGUUUAAUCAAACUCCAUGA